GAUUCGUGAAGUUUUUCGUUACCAAGUAGCGUUCGCGAUGAUUUUAUAGUGUGCCACCUGCCUCACACCGAGGUUCAUUGCAGUUAUCUAUCAAGAAUUGGCAUGAAAUGUCGGCCAUUUUGAACACCGACUUUUGCUAAAGUUAUUCUCAAGUUACUGGUAUCCAGGUGGGCCUCGAGAUUAGGUCCUUCUGCUGAAGGCACACUGCUGUCUGUAAUUGGAAUUAUAUAUCUUGCUGUGAUUCUCUAUAAGAAUGCCGAAACCUAUUGAACUCGUACAGAAGUUUAUUUGUAAGAUAGCCUAUGGGUUAGGAUUAUGCCAUGUUAUAUUGGCUAUUUGUACCAUCGCCGUCGGCGUGGCAAUUAUUGCCUUGAAGUGUUUUGGUUGGAUGGCGGGAGUUGGAAUAUGGGUUGGAAUUAUAUUUCUGGUUACUGGGAUCAUAGGAAUGGCAAUAAAGUGGUCCAGUGAACCCAUAGGUUUGUCACAAGCGUUGCUAGCCAUGAGUAUAGUAUCCUUCGUGAUGGCGCUGUUUCUCGCUGCUUACGGUUGGUAUGCCUCCACACAAGAAUACUUCUCAAUGUUCUGUAAUGAAGAAUAUCUGGAAGCAGAAAACAAGGACAACAUGGAUUAUGAGUGCAUCCAUGAGUCUUCCAGGAUGGCCGUUGACAUUUCCUUGGUAGUAAUUGGCUUGUUAGAAAUGGAGGUGUGUAUAUUGUCUGGUGCACUCGCCUACAUCAUUCUUAAAUCGCCGUCCAUUGGUCCAUUCAGCUCAGUAACAGGAUUACCCUUCGGCGAAGGGAAAACAUUCAAUUUCCCAGAGAGGAAAUCAACUACUGAGCCACAAUACACGGACAGUGAGGACGAUGAGGAUGCAGUGAUGACAACUGGGGAAACUAAGUAUUCAGAAGACCCGCCACAGAAUUUGGAGUCCCAAUAUGAUCCGGACCCUAUGUAUUCAACGGCCGAUGAGAUAGAGAAGGAGGAAGCUAUCGCCUUGACUACGUUCCCCGAACGAUCAGCGUCUCAUUCAUCGCGUGAAGGGGGUCCUCCGGCGGAGUAUGCGACGGUGAACAAGACACAGUCACCGUUAUACCAUGAACCACCGAUCACUACAACAACAGUGGGAACAGCAAAUGCACCGGUUCCACAGCAGGCAAAGUACGCUGGCGAUGAAGAUGAAGAAGAUGGUGAUGAAUUUGCUGAACCUUUACUACCCCAAGGAGGACAUCAACGAAAGGGCACACUUCCCCCUCUGAGGCCUACAAUGGAAGUGGUACGUCAAUCACUCCUACUGAAAGCAGACUCUAGCUCCGACAACACACCAUCGAGUUCUCCAACUAGCAGCACAGAUAGUUCACGAUCAGAGACCAAGAAACAUGACCCGAGUUCUGGUUCUCUGAAACGUGCCAAUAGUGAAACCACGGUUUGAACUGGAAACAAUGAGCUUUCAGUCCAUUAUGUGUACUAACGAAUGCGGAAAAAAACAAAAACAAUUUAGUCUUUAAGUGGUAAAUGAAAUUAGUAUUUGAAUAAACUAGGCCAUACGUGUUUAAUUGAAGAUAAUAUUCUUGCAUAUUUUAUAAAUCUGGCGGCAAUAUUAACAAUUGCAUGGUAGGCAUUUGUAUUUCGAUUUGAAAUAUACACAGUAUCGAAUUGCAUUUGUUUGCCAAUACAGUAACCGAAAUCAAUUUUAUCCUAAUUUAGAAACAGGAAUAUAGAAACACAUUUUGUACGUGCAUGUUUCAGAAUUGUGUAGAUCAAUAUUCAUAACAAUAAUACGAUAAUUGGUUGUUGAUAUGAUAUGUACUUUUGAAAUAUGUUGAUUUGUUAUCAUUGAAUUUGAUAAUACUGCCAUUCAAUUAUGAUGAUGAUCGAUUAUUUCUUUCUCAAUUGAUAAGAUAUAUAAAAACCGUAGAAUAGAAGAGCUUGAAUACCUUAUAACUAGAUGUAUUUGAUUUACCCAACUCUGCAGACAUUAUGGAAACUGCAACGGGGUGUAUUAUAUAUAGUAGUUUUUGUUUUUAUUUUUCGCUGAGAACGCUUUGUAAGCAAGCGAUUCGCAAUUUCAAUAUGUAGAAGGUCGGACUUAAAACAAAUUUGACGACAAGCUUAAUCACAAUGUCAGAAAAGUCAUAACGAAGUAUGAAUAUAAAAAUGAUGAUGCUAAAAAUAGUUUAGUGUUCACGUGACGUCAAUAAUCAUACUCCUAACUGAUCUUAAUAUGUUAGAUCCACUUCAUUACAUAAACUUUAGGGAAAAAAAUAUUUCUUUGCAAUCCAGAAAUUGAAGAUUAAUUUCUUUCAACGUGUACUAGUAAUGUUUCAAGUUUUCUUAUAUACUAUACGCAUUUGACUUUUGACCCUACUGGGCACCUCAAUGUAUAAUGUAAUAAAUACAAAACUCGCCAAGAAUAUGCAUUGGUACACAGUCCAUGUGAUUGGUGAUAACAGGUGUAUGUGAGAAUAUGACAUUGAUUUAUUACAGUUAGGCAUUGAAAAUAUAUCUUGUAAUGUUUUUUUUAUCCUUUAAAAUAAAGCAAUGAAUUUCUAGAAAA
This is a messenger RNA of Saccoglossus kowalevskii, 2554 nucleotides long. RefSeq lists its product as uncharacterized. NCBI's taxonomy places the organism in Eukaryota, Metazoa, Hemichordata, Enteropneusta, Harrimaniidae. The record is from RefSeq and is a predicted model, not a curated record.